AUGAUUUACUGGUCCUUAACAGUUACACAGGCUGUACCCACACCGUCCAAUGUUUACUACCAGCGUAAAUCAAUCCGAGAAUAUUGGAUCACGUUAGAGUUGGCUGUCUUCCAACACACCCGUGUGGAGAGUAGGUUAGUAUCUAGCGCGUUCACAAUGCUGAAUUGAAUACUGAACAACUCGGGAUAGAAGUUUAACAUUCAGGUCGUUAGAUACUCGUACGACAACAGGAAAACCACUCGGACUGAAGUUUAACAUUUAGGUCGUUCGCUGUGCUGUGUGUUUUGUCUGAAUGCAUAUAAAUACUCGUACGACAACAGGAGAACCAUUCGGGACUUUGACGAGCUAAGAAGACGUAUACUCCGACACGAUGGACGUCUUCGGUUUUAACAUCCCUGUUUGGGUAAUACUUCUGCUGACCGCCUGUCUAUUUUACACAUUUAUGAUGAGUCGUGACUUCCUGACGUUCAGGAGAAUGGGGAUACCGGGACCCACACCUCUACCUAUCGUAGGCAACGUGGUGUCCAUGAUGAGGCAGGGUUUGCGUGCCUUUGACCUGGAAGCGAUUCAAAAGUAUGGCAAAGUUUUUGGUCUUUACGAUAUGAUUGCUACGAAUCUUGUGGUAGCUGACAAGGAAAUGUUGAAAGAAAUCCUGGUAAAACAGUUUAAUAACUUCCCAGAUAGAUUGGUAAUAAAAGACUUCAAUGGAGAUAUUGAACAUAGCCUUGUGAAUACCAAAGGGGAGCAAUGGAAACAUGAUAGAAGCAUAAUCACUCCAACAUUUUCAUCUGGAAAAUUACGCAAGAUGAUACCAUUAGUCCAGGAAGCGUGUGACACACUGGUCAAUUCAUUUCGGGACUCCAUGAAACGUGGGGACGAAGGCCAAGUAGAAUUGAGAAGAUUGUUUGGAGGUUUCUCCAUGGACGUAAUCAGUUCAACAGCGUUUGGCAUUCACGUGGACUCCCAGAGUAACCCGGAUGAUAAAUUUGUAGCUCACGCCAAAAAUAUGUUUGAGUCCAGUACUAUUUCUUCGCCAUGGAUUAUCCUUAUUUUACUUUUUCCAGCAUUGAAGCCGUUAUUGCUGAAAUUAGGCGCAAGUAUUUUCCCGAAAGACAGCAUGGCUUACUUCCGCAAACUGACUAUACAGCUUCUAGAGGAACGGAGACAGAACAAGGAGACAGGUCGCGCUGAUUUCCUCCAAUUGAUGAUAGAUUCUCAGGAAGGUAAAGAGGACUCGGAUAAAAGUAACGAUUCCACAGAUCACAAAGUCUCUGGCCAGAAAGGUAUAUCAUUCGAAGGGAUCCUGGGAAACGCUGAAAUAUUCUUCGCUGCGGGGUACGAGACCACGUCAAUAACUCUGACAAUGAAUGCGUUCAACCUGGCAAUGAAUCCCGAUUGUCAGGAAAGGUUACGUCAGGAAAUCAAGGAAAAGAUCGGAGACGACAUGGUCGACUACGAGAAUGUUCAGAAACUAGAGUACCUUGAUAUGUGUAUAAGCGAGACCCUACGGAUGUACCCCCCAGCCAUGAGAAUUGAAAGAGUGUGUGUAAAGACUACAAAGGUCAAGGACAUCACAAUACCAGCCGGAAUGGCCAUAUCUGUACCAGUGUAUGCAAUGCAUCAUGAUCCGGAAGUAUGGGAAAAACCAGAUGUCUUUAACCCGGAAAGAUUUUCUCCAACUGAGAAGGCCAAAACCGACUCGCUAGACUACAUACCGUUUGGACACGGUCCCCGUAACUGUAUUGGAAUGAGACUGGCGUUAAUAGAAGCUAAAAUGGCAACUGCCUAUGUCGUACGCAAGUUUCCGGUUUUGUGUCGGCAGUAAAACUGACAUUCCGCCCAAAAUGGAGGAUGAGGAGAUAUUAAAGCCAACACAUCUAUGGUUGAAAUUGGAAGAAAUUGAAUGAGCCGUGCAAUUGUUUUUGUCUAUUGGUGAAAUCACGUCUACAUACAUUUCGUGUAACUGUCAUUGAUACAAGUCUAUUUUCCUAUCAAGUUUAUAUUGUAGGUACAUGUACAUUUAUGUAGAGAACUGUUUGUACGGAUUAUUGUCGUAUACUCCUUCUAAACCCUGUUUAAUGCUUCAUACUAAAUAAAUUAGCCGUAAUUAACAGGCAAUACCAAAAAAGAAAGGACAGUAAAAUGAGUGGCAAAUUUAUCGUUGUGCGUUCCAAAUAAUAUUUAUUUAAGAUUAUGGAAUGAAAAACAUACGAUGGCAAUUGUUUUUGCGUGAUUUUGUUUCAAUGAGCAUAAUAUAGUGAUUACAUGUAUCACUACGAUUGAAGGUCAUCAAUGAUUAUGGUAUUUCAUUCAAUUUUUAAAUCAAAAUACAGAAACCGUGCAUGGCAUGACAUCCUAGUCUCACCGUAAUUAAUCAACAAUCACCAAAAAUCAAAUAUGAGAGUAGCGUAAAAAUCCUACAUAACUCAAAUAUCUAUGUAUAUACAUACCAACUACACAUGCUUAAAGGCUGUGGCCUCUUUAAAUGAGAUUAAAGUUAUUCGUCUGUAAUGGCGAAAUAAUUAGACUGUUUGGAAUUGUUCAAUGUUGUCAAGAAGAAAGUGUUUGCAUAACAGAUAUUAUAACCGGUAACGUAAUGAAAAGUCUUUGCUUUCCAAUCAAGAACCAAUGGAAGCUAGUCGAAGUAAUAGAGACUUGCUGUUUUUAAUGAAAAAGAACAGGGACAGGAAUGAACUACGACACGGGUUAAUCGGCGUUACGUUGGUAACCCUUGAUGUGUCAGCGUUACCUUGGUAACCUGAAAAUAUGUAUUUGAUAAAGCAACCGAACUGUUUUGUUUGAACAACGCAUGCUGGAAUGGUCGGUGAUUUGGACAUGAACUGGACGCUGUGAUUUCACAACCGAACUGUCUUUAGCUACACACUUGUUUCGAUACUAAUUAUGAUUGUUCUUUGUAUCAAAUUGUCUUAAAAUACACCACAUCUUAUAUGA
Molecule: messenger RNA, 2952 nt
Organism: Pecten maximus
Lineage: Eukaryota; Metazoa; Mollusca; Bivalvia; Pectinida; Pectinidae
Product: cytochrome P450 3A11-like
Exons: 14
Coding region: 371-1825 (484 amino acids)
Molecular function (GO): oxidoreductase activity, acting on paired donors, with incorporation or reduction of molecular oxygen; iron ion binding; heme binding
Source: RefSeq, a predicted model, not a curated record